AUGAAUCACUAGCAAAUAAAAUAGCCGCCUAAUUAGAAUUAUUUUCCAUCUUUUCACAAGCAAGGGUAAUUGUAAAGUCGCAGAAAAAAUAUUUCUUUAUAGCUAGAGAAUAAAAGUAUCGAAAGAUCUCCUAAUAAUGGUAAGGAGUCAAAAUAUUUACUAACUCCAAAAUAAGCGUGUGAAAGUCCUACUAUUCAUAAAAAAUGUGUAACUUUGGCUGAUGAUAAACUUAUUAAAUAAAGUUUAACAAUGGCAAACUUUAAAAACUUAAUCAGUUAAAGUAUAAAUUAGCCUAUUCAAAGUGAACGUAGAGCAGUUAUUGGAUCACCCUUAUCAAAUAAGAGUUCUCUAACUAGUAGAGAUAAUCGUAAUUAUUUAAGCAUUAACAUAAAUCAAACUUUAGCAACAUAAGUAAAAAGCAUUUAGACAACUCCGCAUUCAACAACUGUAGAUGUAAAUAAAAAUAGUAAUAAAUAAAAUACUCCUACUUCAUAAAGAGCUUAAAAUUCAAAAAAAAAUCCUUAUUAAACUUUUAAAUUUAACACAUAAGAGCCACCAUAAAAUAUAUAAAAAACGAAUUUUAGUUAAUUAGUAGGAGUUCUAGAUAAGAACAAUAAUAAAUAAGCAAAAGAAUAAGAAAUUUCAUAAAUACCAAUAGAAUUCGAUACAAUUUAGCAACAAUAAUCUUUAGAGUAUAUUGAUAAUUCUAAUUCAAAAUUCUCUUAAAAUAUAUCAUAAUAAAAUCUAACUCUAAGCGCUACACCGGUUAGUACUCAACCAAAUAACAAUAAUAUCAGCUAAAUAAAUUUAAUAGGGUAAACGUUUUUUGAAUAAAAGUAAGAAAAUUAGAAUAAGUUAAUACAAAAUAAUAAAAAUGGUUCUUUGUAUGAAAAUAAUCCUUAAUAGCCCAUUUCUUUAGAACAAGCUCGACUUUAAAUUUAAUAGCCAAAUUAGAUCCCUAUUGAUGGAGUUGCUAUGAUAGAAUCACAAAAUGAAUAUAAUCCUUAUAAAAAUACCAGCUAAAAUAUAAAAAAUCAUCUAGCAAACAUUAGUAACUAAAAUUAAAAUUAUUAAAUUAAUAGUCUAUUAAAUAAAAAUGAUGUUUAAGAUUAAAAGGACAGCAUCACUGACUAAUAUCGAAAAAGUACUUCUCGAGAAUAAAAUAUACAAAAUAAGUUUUUAAAUAAUUUUCUAGGAAGAAAAUAAUCUAGUCCUAAUCCAAGCUAAACUGAUUAAAUGUAUAUCUCAUAGAGUUAAAAGAUAGAUAACAAGUAUCCAGAUCUAACGAACUCAGGAGCAACUAAAGAUUUGAGUAUCAAUUUUAAUACUAAAAACUCAUAAGGCCAAAUCCAAAACUUAGGAAAGAUAAAUCUAAAUAAUUCAAUCUAAAACUAAGGAGAAGAAAAAAAAAACUCUAUUCUUACUUCUUAUUUGGGAAUCAAGAAUGCUAAUAUAAAAUUAUCUUCUAUGAAUAAUUCCUAAUAAAUGAAUAAUUCAAUAUCGCAGGUUUAUCAUAUAGGUCUGUAAGAUCAAUUACUAAAAUCUCCUUAGAAGAUCUCCUAGCAAUUUCCUGGUAAUUAUAAACAUCCUGUUAGGGAAGAAAGUCUCACAGCUUUUUAAACUCCACUAUAAAAAUACUGGAGUAAAUAAUCUUCAUCUUAUACUUUUGUUGAUAUUGAAGAGUCUCUAUAAAGUAAUUAAGCUAAAUAGAGCAGCUAAAAAUUAUAUACUGAACAACUUUACACAAGUCCAGCUAGGGACAAAAGCCCAAGAGCUUUGAUAGGCAAACAAAGCUUAUCAAAUGUGUAUGAUCAUUCAUUUUCUCUAAAACAAUUUAAUAAGCGCUUUACUGAGAUUUAUCCCCAUCAAAAACAAUCACUUUCGCCUAAUAAAUCUUUAUUUUAAAUAGCCAAAUUAACUAAUCAAUCUUAAUCAGACACUACACCUUCUUCUAUGUUAAACUCUUCUUAAAAAGAUGACAAAAAAAAUAAAAGAAAUAUAAACUACUUCAACCAGCCUUCUGAUGCAAGUGGAAAUAUAAAAACAUUUUUGCGUUUUCGUCCAAAUAAUCAUAUGGAAUUAGAUCUAAAUGAACAAGGAAUUGGGUAAAAUGUAAUAAAUUUUAUUGACGACUACUCAGUUUCUUUAAUUGGUGAUUAAUAACAAGUUUACACUGUAGAUAAAAUAUUCAAACCUAAUGACUCUUAGGAGGCCUUAUACUUAAAAGUUGGUGAAGAGGUUAUUUAUUAGGUUUUUUUGGGAUACAAUGGAACAAUCUUUACAUAUGGAGUUACUGGUUCAGGAAAAACACAUACUAUGUUUGGUAAUAUUACAGAUUCGGUCUAGAAAGGAAUAAUCCCUAGAAUUUGUAAUUAAAUAUUUGAUUUGGUUGAAAAUGACGAAGAAGGAGUAGAAUUUAUAAUUAAUUGUUCUAUGCUUGAAAUAUAUAAAGAAAUAUUAUAUGAUUCAUUUUAAGAAGGAAAAAUAGAGCUGAAAAUAAAAGAGAGUGCUUAAAAGGGUAUUUAUGUUCAAGGAUUAACUUAAACAAGUAUUGCUAAUUAAGAUGAAUUAUUUUAGUUGAUUAGUAUAGGAUAUAACACUAAAAGGACUAGAGAAACAAGGCUUAACGAAUACUCUUCUCGAAGCCAUACUAUAUUUAUGAUAGAGAUUUAGCAAAGACUUUCUAAUGGAGAUGAAAAAAUUGGGAAAAUCAAUUUAAUUGAUUUAGCAGGUGCAGAAAAGGCUAGCAGAAGCGGUGCUCAAGGUGAAUCCCUAGAAGAAGCUAUAAAAAUUAACUUAUCUCUAUCCUGCUUAGGAAAGGUGAUACAUGCUCUUACUAGUGGUAAUGAGUACAUACCAUAUAGAGACUCAAAAUUAACAAGAAUUCUUCAAGAAUCUUUAGGAGGCAAUUAUAAGACUUCUCUGAUAGUAACUUGCUCAAUGCACUCAAGUUUUUAGGAUGACACAGUUAGUAGUUUGAAAUUCGCUACAAGAGCUAAGACAGUAAAAAACACUUACAAAAUGAACAUAAAACUGAAUCCAAUUAAUCUCUAAAAAGAAUUAGAAAAUCUUAAAACUUAAACUGAAAGUUACAAAUAUAUAUUUAAUAAUGUAAGAACCAUUUUGAACGAUACUCAAAAUAAAAUUUAAUGUCUGCCCAAUAUAUCUUCAGAUCCAAAACUUUAUGAAAUCAAAAAUAAGCUUGAUGAGAUUCUCACUUUAUAAAUUGCAAUAGAUAAUAUGAACACUGGAACAAAGGACUAAAAUUAGCCAAACGGAGGAGUUGCUGAUAAUAAACAUAUUUCAGCUCUUUUAGAUUCUAAAAAAGAAGCGUAAAUCAUAGUUAAAGAUGAAACUAUCAAACAGUUAAUGCAAACUAAUUCUGAUUUAAACGAGCAGAUACAAUCACUUUAAUAAGAGAAUCAAGCACUUAAAAAAGAAAAUUUGAACUUGACUGUUAAAUUUAAUGAAUUAUCUCAAGAAAAAAAUUAAAUUAAGUUACAGCUAAAUAAAUAGCUCUCAAAAAAUGAUUAUUCAAAUUUCUCUUUGGGAAUACUUUAAAAACAAAUCUAGCAUUUAGUUGAUUCAGUUUGUGGAGCUGAAAAGAGAAUUUCUUCUAUCCUAUUAGAAAAAAAGCAAGUAGUUGAUAUAAAAUUUGAAGAUUAUUUGAAAGAAAAGUUAUCAUUUUCAGAAAUCGUGCUGGCAGAUUACUUUAAAAAUUCUAUCAACUUUAAUUUUGAAAGGGCAGAAAAAGGAUUUAAAGAUGUUUAAGAAAAUGUGAAGAAGUUUAAUUUAGAAGGUGAUGAUGAUUUUAUGGCUGAAAAAACUCUUGGCAUCAAAAACAGCUGCUUUUUAAUUGAUAGUGAAGUAGAACAAAUCAAUUCUAGUAAUGUUAGUAGUUAAGCUACUUUUAAUUAAAUUAAUACAAAUAAAAAUAUAGCUUUAACACAAUAAAAAUUCCAAUCAAAAAAUAACUCUACUAGCUCUUUUACCUGUAAUUUAGAUUUGAAGAUUAACCAAAAUGAAAAUAAUGAAAUACUAAAAAAAAUAUUUGCUAUGCCAUCUAAGCUAGAUAUGGCCUAAGUUUCAGAAACCGUUUAUAAUGAUUUCAUCAUUGUUUCACUAAAAAAAUAAUUAAUAGACUCUCAUACUCUUAACUAAAGUUUGUUAAGAAUAGUAAACGCCCUUGAAUGGAAAUAAAUUAUAGAGUAUGGCUAAUCAAAGUAGAAAUCAGAUUAAAUCUAAAUUUAAAAGAGAUAAAUUAAACACCUUGAAAAUGUGUUAGAAGAAGUUACUGAAAAUCACAAAGAGCUUAGAUUAAAAAUAGAAGACUUAGAAUUUGACAUUUAUCAACAAGAUUCAUAGCAAAAGUCUAAAGAAUUAAGUGUAUUAGACAACAAGAAAUAAAAUAAAAUAAUAAUUCCUUUGACAAAUUCCAAUUUUUAUAGACAAUAGCUGCUUUAAAAGAAUAAUAAAAGAAGCAAUUUCGUUAGUGGAAUAUAAUCAUAUAACUUUUCAAAAGACCCAUUCUCUAAUAUUUCCACAAUUCAGAAAAAUAUAAUAGAUAUUUAAUAAAGCUUUAAAGAAAUGGAAUUAGACAUAAUACCUUUGACUUACGAAAAUGCACUUGAUGAAUUAAAAAGGAGAAAUAUUAUACUUAAAAGAAUAAGAUAAAUAAAUACAACAGACUUGGAUUCUUAAGACACAUAAGGGAUUAAUCUCUGUUAAAAAGAAACCGAAGAAUUUAUUAAAAACGAAAGAGAAAGGCUUAACAACAAAAUAAUAAUUCUUUAAUAAGAAUUAAAGAUGGAACAAGUAAAAGUAGAAUCUAUCAAGCAUUCUUUGUUAGUUGAAAGAAAGAAUGUGAAGGAUUUGAAAAAGCUUACAGAAAGCAUGGAAGUUUCUUUAAGAAAUACAUUAAAAGAGGAACAUGAUUGUUGGAUAUAAACAAUAAAUGAAAUUACAGAAUUAAAUAAAAUAGAAUUUACUAAGAGAUCAGCUGAGUACAGUCAACUUAGAGAAGCCUUCUCCAAUAUUAUAGAUUCUUCUCUUUAAAAAAUAUAAGAAAUGAAAGGAAAAUGUUUUUCUUAAGAAGUGUAAUAGUUUGAAAAUAUUAUUAUUGAAAUGGAACAAGCAAAGUUACAAAUGGGAAAAUGUUAUGUGAAUUCUAUUAAAAAGAUAUCUAUAAAUUCUUCGAUGCAGUAUAUAAAUCCAUAGACAUAAAGAACUUCAAUAAUAAGUAAUUACAAGCAUAGUUGA
This is a messenger RNA of Tetrahymena thermophila SB210, 5259 nucleotides long. RefSeq names its product kinesin motor catalytic domain protein. The transcript has 13 exons. Gene Ontology annotation, molecular function: ATP binding; microtubule binding; microtubule motor activity. Gene Ontology annotation, biological process: microtubule-based movement. The record is from RefSeq and is a predicted model, not a curated record. NCBI's taxonomy places the organism in Eukaryota, Ciliophora, Oligohymenophorea, Hymenostomatida, Tetrahymenidae.